CUGGCGCCUCUGCCGCGGGAACUGGCGGAGCGCCGCUUUCCCGGCGGGUGAGACGGGAGCGGCUGCGCCGAUUGCGCUCCCUCGCGGGGCACCGGGCUCGGGGCUGCCGGAGGAAGGAGGCGCUGGGGGCCACCUAGGUCUCGCUUCUAAAACACAGUCUCCAGAAUCUUCCAAAGAAGAGAACAGAAAGAAACCAGUUUUGGGAAAGCUUGGAAAUUUGUUUAGUACAGGGAGGAGAAAAAAUGCCAAAAAUUCACUAGAACCCUCUAAAAGUCCAAAUAUUGAAAGUGGGAAAUCAGUUUCACUUUAUAAGGAUACAGCUUCACUCAAAUCAACAGAUAGUGAAGACCUAAAGAAAGAAGAAUGUACAAUUCCCCAAGUGCAGGAGGCAAGAAGAUGGAAUGCUCUUGCAGAGACACAAGAAUAUUGUGAGAAAAUAACACCUUUGAGUCACAGUAUUAUUACAGCAUGGAGCAGCAAGGAAGGCUUUUCUGAUAUCGAGUGGUCACCUGAUUGGAACAGUAGCACUGGAACAAUAAAAAACACAUUCUCUGAAAGUGACCUUACAGUGGAGACAUUGGAACUAAAAGAAGAGCCUGUUGUAGACAUUACUAAUUCUACAACACCGGAUUUCAUCAGAAGUUUGAAUAAUUUAUCUAGUGAAGACUUAGAAAAUAACAUAUUAAAUAAUAAACAACUAGUGAAUGUGCAAAGGUCUUCACAACCUGAGUGUGCAGCGUCAAAGGAAUUGCCACACAGUUUGAAAUCCAAAACAGCUGAGCACAUACAUCCUGCUAGAGUUCUAACAUUAGAUAUCUAUCUUAGUAAAACAGAAGAAACACCUUUUAAUGAAUCUGUGACUUUUCUAUCAGGAGAAGUUUGGGGUGAAACAGACACAAUGGAUAAAAAAUCUGUUACUAGGAGAUCUGGAAAGAGGAGGAAAUCUCAGUCAUCGAGUGAGACUCUAAAUGGAGAGAGAAAUCAGACUGAGAAUACUGCAAAAAAAGAUUCUGCUUUUGGUGAUGUUCCUUCUGAUGUGGUUUCAGAAAAGAUAACCAAUUCAGAAAGAAAAAUUAAAUCUCCUCAACAGACUCCUGAACGGAACUCUUCUACCUUGAGUAACCAGGACUUAAAAGUCGGAUCUAACCACAAAGGGCUGCCUAAAACUGAAUCUGAGAAAAGCAAACAGCAGCUCCCAACUUCAUCCCCUUUCAGGAGAAGAUCAUUUAAAAAGAAUCCGUCUGAUGCAGUCCCUCUUUCUCCCACUGGUUUGAAGAGUCCACUAAAAGAUUCUUUACCAAAAAAGCAGUUUAUACAGCCUAUGGCAGCAACAGAAGGUAACCCAACAACAAAAAGUACUUCAGUGGAAAAGGGAGCAGUAUCUGCACCUUCUAGUGAAAGCAAAGCAGAGACCUCCAAAGUUUCCUCUCUCAAUGACACAGAGAACACCACUUCUUUACUUUCUGAAAGUAAAACUGAAUCCAAGACGGCAAAACGUGUAAAUAGCUCUGAUGGAAAAGCUGUCUUGCUUACUGAAGGGAUUCAGAAUGGAGAACUAGGCAAAUCCACCGAAAAACCAGCAAGUUCCGAUUUAAACAGCACAAAGCUGAGAAAUUUAUGUUUGGAUGUUUCCAGAUCUACAGUUACAACAAAAAUUAGCCUUCCUGCCAAACCCAAGAAUGUAGAACUGAAUUUUAAAGCUCCUAAAAGUCUUGAAGACCUAGAAAGUGAUCACGAUUCUCUUGAAAAGCCAGUUAAUAAAAUUAACAGCAGCAUUGCCAACAAAAUUUCCUUGUUUGAAAAUAAACGUGCUAAUCAGUGCCAGCGACCCUCUGAUGUCCCUGCUUUGAAAAAUAACACUGUAUCAAAUACAUUUGUUGGUAGAGCAAAGCUGAAAUUUGGAAAACAACCCCAGGAAUAUGAACAAACUGAUAAAAUAAUUAAUAAGCAAAACAAUCACCUGAAGUUACCUGAAAAUGUGCCACGGGUGAAAGAAGGCUCAGCAGAAAUAAAGACCAAACCUGAAGAAGGCUCUCAAGUAGGAACGUCCGUUAAUGAGGAGGUUGAAAAGGCAGCAGAACUGAAGAAAGGAAAAGUUGCAGGAUCGCUGUUUAACCAAACAAGCAAAGCAGAUGCUAAUGCUUGCUCUUUAAGACAAGCUGAUGUAGAAGCUACCGCUAUUAAUAAAGACAGUUUGUUACCUAUAACAUCUUUACAAGAUGCCAACAAAAAUGAAACCUUAAAAGAAAAUGCUAAUAGAGCAAUUAAUGCAAGCUCAAAAUUCCACCACAGAGAAGAAAAAAUACUGUUAUCAAACAGAGAGAUCUCAUCUCCUUGUAAAGAUGAUAAAUGUCCCCUAAAAUCUGAUGUAGUUUCCAAAGAAUCCGAAUUAGAGGAGAAUGUGCUUUUUCAGAUACAAAAUGAAGGCAAAAAGACAGAAACAGGAGAGCCAAUUUCUACAAACAUGCAGUGUAACAAAGGCAAUUUAGAAAACAUACGGACAUUAGAGCAAAAUAUUAUCAAUAUACAGCAAAGCCCAAGUAACACUGGUAAUAUUUCUCCUGGUAAAGAUGAGAGUAUUUCUGAUUCCCCUUCUGACAUGAAAAAGUUUACAGAAACUAUCAAAAAUCUAGACAGCUCAGUUUGCAUACCCCAGAAGAAGAAAAGGCCAAAGCUUCCAAAUUUCCCUGCACCCCAUUUUGCAAUGCCUCCAAUUCAUGAAGACAACUUAGAGAAAGUAUUUGAUCCCAGUGUAUUUACAUUGGGUUUGGGAAUAAAGAGAGGAAAAACACAAGAUCUAGCACCAGCCCUACAACUUAAAAUGCAGAACCGGGAUAGUACAGAUGGUGAAAUUAAGAGGUCCCGUCUGGAAAAAAGCGCUGUCUUCUCAAGCUUGCUGUCAUCUACAGCUAAAGGAAAGGUGUUUACUCCCUCUGUAACCUCAGUAAAUACUAUUACAACAACUUUCUCAACUGACUCCUCAGAGAUGCCUGCUUUACCACUUGAUGCAGUCAGACCAUUUGACAUGCCUCAAAACUCUGAGUCUCUUUCAGGUUUAAAAGUUCCAAAUUACAUGGAAAAAUAUUUGCAAACAGAUGAUGCAAAAGAAGCACUAAAUUCACAAAUGCCAAACUAUGGAAGCACUGGCAAAAAUUUCUCAAGCUGGUUAAAGUCUAGCUCAUGUGAACCAAAUAUCCCUUCUGGCUUUCUAGACGGAGAGGCAUUUUCAGGAAACAGCCAAAAUAAAAUCAAUCCCAGACCUGGCAAGAUGGUGAUAUAUAGUGAAUCAAACUCUCACAAGAAUGGUAUAGAAGUUUUUAAUGAUGUUUUGGAUUGCAGCUCUUGGGUGCUGUCAUCAGUGAUUUUAGUUAAAGUCAUCCGAGGAUGCUGGAUUCUAUAUGAGAAACCAAAUUUUGAAGGACCCUCUAUUCCUCUGGAGGAAGGAGAACUGGAACUCGAUAAUAUUUGGGGUGAAAAUACUUCUGAAGAGAAAGAUGAAUAUAACUCUAAGUCUGCAGUGAUUGGUUCAAUUAAACAUGUAGUAAAGGAUUACAGGGUUUGCCAAAUUGACCUGUUUACAGGACCAGAAGGGCUGGGAACUGUAACUUCAUUUUUUGAUGACACUGAGGAAACCGGUAUAUUUGGCACAACACAGAAGACUUGUUCUAUAAAAGUACAUUGGGGCAUAUGGCUGAUUUUUGAAGAACCUGGUUUCCAGGGAAUUCCUUUAAUGUUGGAGCCUGGUGAAUAUCCUAACUUAGCAUUUUGGGAGAAGAAGGAAGCAUACAUUAGGUCCCUGAGACCCUUGAAAAUGGGUGGCCGCAAAGUUGAAUCCAUUGAAGAGCCAAAGGUAAUCAUUUACGAAAAACCUUUCUUUGAAGGGAAACACAUGAAACUGGAAUCAGAAAUACUCACUCUUAUUGAGGAAGAAAAGCAAAAAGAAGAAUCUGGAGAAAAUAAGACACUGCCACUUAGAUCAGUGGGGUCCAUAAAAGUGUUGGAAGGAAUUUGGGUUGCUUACGAGAAACCAGGAUUUGCAGGUCAUCAGUAUUUGCUGGAAGAAGGCGCGUACCAGGAAUGGAAAGACUGGGGUGGUUACAGUGAAGAGCUUCAGUCGCUGAGACCUAUUCUAGGUGAUUUCACAAACCCCCACAUGAUAAUGUACAGUGAAAAAGACUUCGGGACUAAAGGUUCCAAUAUUAAUGUGUUAGGAAUUAUUUCCAAUUUGAGAGACACUGGAUAUGGACUGAGGACACAAUCCAUACAUGUUUUAAGUGGAGUGUGGGUAGUCUAUGAGAAUCCUGACUUUACAGGAGAGCAGUACAUCCUUGAUAAAGGACUGUAUCCCAGCAUUGAGGCCUGGGGAGGCAAGAAUAGUAAGAUCUCUUCAGUUCAGCCCAUAGUUGCGGAUACCAUCAAUAGCCAAAUGGGGAAAUUCAAGGUCCAGCUAUUUUCAGAGCCAGAAUUCAAAGGUAACAGCCAAAUAUUUGAGAAAAAUACCAAUUAUAUUGACGAUUCAUUUGCUACAAAGUCUUCAAAAGUUUUGGGCGGCAGUUGGAUUGCAUAUGAUAAAGAAGAUUUCUCUGGUAAUCAGUAUGUGUUAGAAGAAGGAACCUAUUCUAAUCUGACUGCAAUGGGAUGUCCACCCCAAACAAGACUUAAAUCUCUACAUGUUAUAAACAUUGAGCUUUCUGAGCCAAGCAUAGCCCUCUUUGAAAAGGAAGGUUUCAAGGGGAAGAAAAUGGAGUUUACUACAGAAGUCUUAAAUCUCCAGUUCCUAGGAUACAAUCCUCGAAUAGCUUCUGUCCAAGUUUUUGGUGGCAUGUGGAUAAUCUAUGAAUACAGUAAUUACAGAGGGCGUCAGAUGUUAUUGUCACCAAAUGAAAUCCCAGACUGGUGUAAAUUAAGUGGCUGUCAUAAGAUAGGUUCUCUACGACCUUUAUUACAGAAACGUGUGUACUUCAGACUUCGAAACAAGGAAACUGGAAAGUUCAUGUCAGCUGAUGGAAAUGUGGAUGAUUUGAGUCUUCUCAGAAUACAGGUUACAGAAGAUAGUAGAUCAGAUGACCAGAUCUGGGUUUAUCAAGACGGAUUCAUCAAAUGCAGGAUGACUGAGGAUUGCUGCUUGACAAUUGUAGGAAACCUUAUAACUCCUGGCUCUAAGCUAGGCCUAUCACUCGAGGAGAAUGAAGACAAGCAAUAUUGGUGUGUUAAUCCUGAUGGCAGGAUCCAUAGCAAAAUGAAGCCAACAUUAGUUUUAGAUAUCAAAGGGGGCACGCAAUACGAUCAAAAUCAUGUUGUUGUUAAUGCGGUCAAUGAACAGAAGCCAACCCAGUGUUGGGAAGCAUUAGUUCUGUAAAUCCAGACAGUUCCGUCCAUCUGAGAGAAAUUAUAACAACACUCUGGACAAUCCAACUAAUGUGGCCGUCUUUGAAGAAGAGAGAGAAUCUCCAUCCUGCCUUCACAAUAAUUGUAAGAACAAGCGACAGGGUAGAUUCAGCUCUAAGCAUUAAUUCUAUAAGUUUGUGUGUUUUAUUGGAUGUUAGCCCACAACGAUGUUGACCAAUUUUUGUAACUGCUCCCGACUGUUUGUUUGUUACUAAUUUUUUAAAUGUUAAGGUCCUCCUUCCAAGCAGCAAUUUCAUGUCAGUGAUGAAUUGCUAAUCCGGACUAUAUUAAGUGAGUGUAAUUUUAAAUUAUUUCUACAGACGUUUUUAUCAGGAAAAAAGUUUUAACUAUUAUACUGAGAGAUAAUUAGAUAAAACAUCACAAAAGAUUGAAGUGCAACAUAUAUGGGGGGGGGGUAUGCAAAAUAGAUUGAUCUUUGUAGUAGUAUAUUGGAGUAUUCAUCUCCUGAAAAUUAACAUGUAAAUAAGCAUUAGUACAAAAAAGAACUUCAGUCUACUGAAAUUUGUUUAGAAGAAUUUUUACCAAAAAAUGACUACAAGGUAUGUGCAGAUGUAUUUUAGUAAGUUGUUAUUUUAAAGCCUGUAUUUUAAUAAGCAAUCUAUUUUUCUAGUUUUUCUAUUAGAAAGACAGAGAAUACAAAUCUAUAGAUGUUUGUUAGCAAAAGUGUUGGGCAGCAAGAAGGGUGUGUCAGCUAUGAAGAAUUUGCCCAUUUUCUGUCUGCUUCUACUUUAAAAGGCUGCCUUACUCUUUACAAAUUAAAAGUAUUAUCUACUUCUCUGCUUGGGGCAAAUACUUCAAACCUAGAAGUAGCUCCAUUAAGUGCAGUCAUUACUACUCUCAGAAUGUAAUUUAAAAUACUUCUCUCUCCUUUAUUUUAAAAAAGCAUCACUAGUCAGUGGUUCCAAAACUCUCCAGACGUUGUCCCAGCUACUGUCUGCCACUUGCCAUAGUUAAUUACGUUUGAACCCACUAUGAUCUUCGUAUGCUCCAAACAUCUUGGGUGAAGUUGAGGAGGGCAAGGUCAAUGGUCUUUUAUCCUCUUUAAUGUCCCACAAUGGUCUGUCUGGUGUCAAUGCGCCUUCCCUGUUGGGCAGGACGUAACACCUUCUGCUGGAGAUCAGCACUUCACACUAGUUACCGUCUCUCUCCAGUCUGAUGAUUUACACGGUCACAGAGGCUCACAAUACAACUGCUCAAAUAGUACCUUACAAUGUGGAAUACAGAUGUUAUGUCAGACUAAUGCAGAGAGCAACUCACAAGUAUUCAGUAAAGUCUAAGCACUAAACACAUUCUUAUAACCCUAUGUGACAGGGUCGGACCAGAUGGCUACAGGAAACUAAUCCUAUUGGGAUCCGGGAAGUGGGCGGGCGAAGCCAGGCUGUCACAGCAACCCUAGUGCAGCAAUGCACUGGAGUCUAGGACAAAAGCUCAUUGUUGAGGUAGGAAAGAAAACUUGGAGACACUCAUACCACAAUAAGUGCCAUACAAGAACUUACAUACAUUACCAGUCAAGCAAGUUUGAAGUUCCAUGCAUACUUUAGGAUAGGAACCACACCUUAGCAAAGAGCGGCAUGUGAAAUAACUUGUAGCAGGUUGUUCUUGUGCAUUAAUGGUUUACUGUCUCCCUUGGCCCAAUGUUAAAAUUGUGGUUUUAUUUUAUGUCACUGGCAGAACAGUGAAUGUAAACUCUUGUACCAUGCUGCUGUAUUUCAUUCUUGCCUAGACCAGUGUUAUUACAAACCACUCCUAGCAG
This is a messenger RNA of Caretta caretta (loggerhead turtle), 7162 nucleotides long. It is a transcript of the gene CRYBG1, whose product is annotated as crystallin beta-gamma domain containing 1. Gene Ontology annotation, molecular function: structural constituent of eye lens. The record is from RefSeq and is a predicted model, not a curated record. Gene Ontology annotation, biological process: lens development in camera-type eye; visual perception. Lineage: Eukaryota; Metazoa; Chordata; Testudines; Cheloniidae.